AAAAAUAAAUAAAUUGUGGCCUCGAAAUAGUAUUUCGAGGCCACGAAAUAGGUAUAACGUGCGCACGAAAUACGUAUUUGUGGCCACAAAAUACUAUUUCGAGGCCACGAAAUAGGUAUAACGUGCGCACGAAAUGCUAAUUUGUGGGCACGAAUUGGGUAUAACGUGGCAACGAAUAACGCAUUUGUGGCCACGAAAUAGAUAACGUGGGCGCAUCAUAUUGAUACAAUUCCUGGACAGCUGCAUAGAGACACAAGCAUAAGAGUAGGCUAAAUCUAUACACCAUGGACAGAGACAGUAUGAUUGAGUUUUAUUUUAGGCUGGGAAUGAGCUACAAAUGCAUUUUGAAAAGCCUGGCAAUGCAAGGAACCAUCGUUACGGAGAGACAUUUAAAUCGGAUAUUGAGAGCCAAGUCGCUUUACAGACGUAAGUACGACCUGGACGCCGGGAUAGAUUUUAUUGUAAACCAACUGCAAGGGCCUGGGAAGGAUCACGGUUAUCGGUGGAUGUUUACAAAGUGCAAACAACACGGCAUUGCGAUCAGGAAAGAAGACGUCAGGAUCCUCAUCUCUUUGCUGGACCCAGUAGGUUCCCAGGUUCGCCAGACCAGACGUCUCAGAAGGAGGCAAUAUUUUGCUCAGGGGCCUAACUUUGUGUGGCACAUAGACUCUUAUGACAAACUGAAGCCAUAUGGGAUAUGUAUUAAUGGAUGCAUCGACGGUUUCUCACGCAACAUCAUUUGGCUGCGGGCCGCACACACUAACAGUGACCCAAAGGUUAUCGGAGGUUACUUUGUGGAAGCAGUGGAGAGCCGGGGGGGAUUCCCCAGGCUCGUACGAACUGACAUGGGCACUGAGAACGUGUUGGUCAGAGACCUCCAGUGUUAUUUACGGAGAAAUGACGGGGAUGAUAGAGCAGGAGACAGAAGCUACGUCACAGGAGCAAGUACCGCAAACCAGAGAAUUGAGAGCUGGUGGGGAGUGAUGAGAAAAGAAGGAGUCGAGACAUGGAUCACGCUUCUAGGAGAACUGAAGGACGAAGGAUUCUUCUCUGGGGAUUUCAUUGACAAAGCUCUGUCACAGUUCUGCUUCAUGCCAAUCAUUCAGGAGGUAUUGAAUGACAUCCGGAGUGUUUGGAAUGCUCACCGUAUAAGGCCCUCAAAGAAUAACAACGUGCCCUGUGGGAUACCUGAUGUCAUGCACAUGGCCCCUCACCUUUGGGGUGCAGAAGACUGUCUCGUUCCACUGACAGAAGAUUUGACCUUGUGUAAAAAUAGCUGCACUUUUGUUAGUUCCGUCCCAUGUGAUGUGCAAGUGUUUGAUUUGUGCACAAUAAUAAUGGAGGAAUCAAACUUGGAAUUCCCAUCUACCAUGUCCCAGGCCCUUGAUUUAUAUUUUCAUCUCAGGGAUACACUUCGUUCACAGUUAUUUGAGGCUACUUAAAUGGACACAAACAUACAAAUGUAGUACAUUUUGUACUUUAGUACGUAUUGUUACAGCUUAAUGUACUUAUUAUCAAGUAAUUAUUUUUCUCCAGUGUGUAGUUAUCUUGUCUUUGUAUCAAAAUUAUCAGAAAAGACUGUAUAACAUAAUUUUCAUGUUAUCCAUGUCAGUAAAUGAACUCAUCAUGAACUGUUGCUUGCUCUUGGUAGCUACAAAGCGUGGAGUAUUAAAUUAAAAUAUGAUAUAGGUUAGAAAAAAAUAAAUCCUUUUGGGAUUGAGUUAAACUUAUCACACUGUUAAAGCAUCAAAAGUUGUUCAUAAUAUUUUUUUGGUAGCAAAAAUGUGUUCAUUUCUAACAAAAACAAGAGCACCUUGGAUAACAACCACAUAGACUGGCAAUAUAUCUAAUGUUGUGAUCAAUUAGACAAGAAGACCAAGUAGGCUAAAGUGUAGAAUCAUAGUUGUGUCACCAAUGCUCCAAAUGUUUCUUGAGCGUAUAAUUUUGUUAUUGUGGAAUAGA
Oreochromis niloticus (Nile tilapia) is the source of this 1962-nucleotide messenger RNA. RefSeq lists its product as uncharacterized. NCBI's taxonomy places the organism in Eukaryota, Metazoa, Chordata, Actinopteri, Cichliformes, Cichlidae. The transcript is spliced from 2 exons. Bases 285 to 1442 code for a protein of 385 amino acids. The record is from RefSeq and is a predicted model, not a curated record.